Lotus japonicus is the source of this 1681-nucleotide messenger RNA. RefSeq names its product embryogenic cell protein 40-like. Lineage: Eukaryota; Viridiplantae; Streptophyta; Magnoliopsida; Fabales; Fabaceae. The coding region runs from base 543 to 1004 and encodes 153 amino acids. Gene Ontology annotation, biological process: response to water. The record is from RefSeq and is a predicted model, not a curated record. The transcript is spliced from 2 exons.
GCUUUUGUGGUUGUCCACUAUGAUUUUACCUUACACUAACUUACUUAACCCUGUAAAUUGAGCCAUGAGCCAAAUUUUAUUUGGACAUAUAACUUGGCAUAGAAACACCAAAUUAAGUGUCUUAUUAAACUUAUGAUUGUCUAAUUUAAUUUGGCUUUGGAACUUCCUCACCCAAAUUGGAACAGUCUAUGUGUCUCUGGAUGAAUUUGGGAUUUCAAUAGAUUCUUCUUGCAAAAAAUUAUGAGAUAAGCUCAUUCAAGAGGAUGGCAGGAGCAAAAGCAUGUUAUGAAUGCAGCUACUCGUGACAGGUGUUCUGGUUCCUUUUAUGUGUGUUGGUUUCUUAUGGAGCCACGUGUUGGCAUCAAGUUACAUGCAUGCACACCGCCACGAGCUUCUUAGUUUGAAGAAUUAUAUAAGAACCCACACACACCUUGUAGUGUAGUCUUCUACAUUCUACAACUUCGAACUGAUAGAGUAACAGUCUAACAGAGUGCUGCUAAAAGCGAAGGUUUGUUUGAAUUAAGUUGAAGAAGGAAGAGGAAAUGGCUGAAGCGCAAAUAAGAGAUCAAUACGGCAAUCCUAUCCAGCUCACUGAUCAAUUCGGCAACCCCGUCAAGCUAACCGACGAGCACGGCAACCCCAUCCACCUCACCGGCGUCGCAACCACCACUCCUACCACGGUGGCUGAUCUCAUAGCCACCGAGCGAGCCACCGAUCAGGCUGGUGGUACUGGACAGCUUCGUCGCUCUAAUUCCAGCUCAAGCUCUAGCUCGAGUGAAGAUGAUGGGGAAGGUGGGAGAAGGAAGAAGAAGGGCAUGAAGGAUAAACUAAAAGAGAAGAUACCAGGUGUAGGAGGAGGAGGAGGGAAUGAACAAUCUCACAAUACAGCAACAACAACAACAACAACAGCCUCUGCUCCUGGUGCUCCACAUCAAACCGGGGAGAAGAAAGGUUUUAUGGAAAAGAUCAAAGAAAAAUUGCCGGGCGUCCACCACAGCCACUGAUGAAGCUAUGUUUAUGUGAUGUUAUGAGUUCUGUCUUUUUACAUCAUGGGCAUUUCGGAGCAUGUUAUUAGUAUAUUGUCUAGUUGCAAUUAUGCUUAAUUUGUACUAUGUAUAAUCCAGAAGUGCUUUCUAGAAUCAUUGCAUAUAUGAAUGUGUUAUGUGUUUACUCAAUAUGAGUACCACUGUGGGUUCUGAUUUUAAUUUAGCACUUGCUUGUGAUAUCUAGUUCAAGUUAUGCUUUUGUUAUUGGGGAUUUGGGGAUUGGUUUUAAUGUCAUCUCUCAUCCUUUUUCUCAUCUCACACGCGCACUCAAACUUCCUCUCUUAUCUUUUCCUUUUAUCCCACACCCCAACCUUCCUCUCUUAUCUUUUCCUCUCAUCCCACACACCAUAUCCAUACUCACGCACUCAAUCUUCUCCUUCUGCCAUUUCCUCCGCACUCAACCUUCUCCAUACCACACACUCUUCUCCUUCUCCUUUCCCCAGCUCAGCCCUCCUUUCCCUCUCAACCCCCGCACUCUUCUCCUUUCUUGGGCGAUCCAUACUCUUGCCCGUCAGUCUUCUCCGCCACCGCCAGCCACGCCGUGUUUACAUUAGUUAGUUGUUAGUAAAUUAGUACAAAUUAUUCAUCCUCAAGGUUCGAACUCUAUCCUUCACAUAUAAUUACACUUUGUUCAA